This is a messenger RNA of Apus apus (common swift), 2302 nucleotides long. Its product is annotated as cytochrome P450 7B1. Gene Ontology annotation, biological process: bile acid biosynthetic process; cholesterol homeostasis. NCBI's taxonomy places the organism in Eukaryota, Metazoa, Chordata, Aves, Apodiformes, Apodidae. The record is from RefSeq and is a predicted model, not a curated record. The coding region runs from base 110 to 1681 and encodes 523 amino acids. The transcript has 7 exons. Gene Ontology annotation, molecular function: heme binding; oxidoreductase activity, acting on paired donors, with incorporation or reduction of molecular oxygen; iron ion binding.
GGCCGGCCGGCCGGGCGCCUCUCCGGUAGGGAGCUGGAGGACAGGCGAAACUUUCCUCCCCGGCGGCUGCGGAGAGGCACCCGCGGUGGCCGAGGCCAGCGCUGCCGGCAUGGGUCCCGACGCGCUGCAGUUCGGCGCCUGCAGCGGGGCGGCCGCCGCCGCCCUGCUCCUGUGGGCCGUGUACGUGCUCUGCAGGAGGAAAAGGAAGACUGGAGAACCCCCGCUAAUAAAUGGCUGGAUUCCUUACCUUGGGAAGGCUUUGAUUUUUAGAAAAGAUGCUUUUAAAUUCUUAGUGGAUCAACAAAAGAAACUUGGAGAUAUUUUCACUGUACAUAUUGCUGGUAGAUAUAUUACCUUUAUCAUGGACCCGUUUCAAUAUGUCUAUGUCAUCCGAAAUAGCAAGCAACUUGAAUUUCAUGAAUUUGCUAAUAAAAUGGCAUCCAAAACUUUUGACUAUCCAGCGCUGUCAAAUGGAAAAUUUCCCGAUCUCAAGGAAAACCUGCACAGAGUCUACCAGUAUCUACAAGGCAAGCCUUUGGAUAUCAUUUCUGACCACAUGAUGAAAAAUCUCCAGGAUAUAUUUGAAUGGAAAUGCUCACAAGCAACAGAUUGGGAAACAGAAAAAAUGUACAAAUUCUGCUGCUCUGUAAUGUUUGAAGCCAGUUUUGUAACACUAUAUGGAAGAGUUCCUGCUGCAGAUGGCCACAAAGUUAUUAGUGAAAUCAGAGACAAAUUUAUCAAGUUUGAUGCCAGCUUUCCCUAUUUAGCUGCAAACAUACCAAUUGAGUUGCUAGGAGCUACCAAAAAGGUUCGGAAGGAGCUUAUACAUCAUUUUUUACUUCAGAACAUGACAAAAUGGCUGGGAGGGUCAAAAGUGGUCCAAGCCAGACAAGAUCUAUUUGAGAAAUAUGAACUACUUGGAGAUUAUGACAAAGCAGCACAUCAUUUUGCCUUCCUGUGGGCCUCUGUGGGAAACACGAUUCCAGCUACAUUCUGGGCCAUGUAUUAUCUUCUGCGGCACCCAGAAGCUCUUGCAGCGGUGCGUAACGAGAUUGACCAUUUGCUGCAGUCAACAGGUCAGAAGAGAGGGCCCACGUAUAACAUCCACCUCACCAGAGAACAAUUGGACAACCUGGUCUACCUAGAAAGUGCCUUAAACGAGAGUUUACGCAUGUGCUCGUCCUCCAUGAACAUCCGCAUCAGCCAGGAGGAUUUUGUUCUCAAGCUUGAAGGGAAUCAAGAAGUCAGUUUGAGGAAAGGAGACUGGAUAGCCCUUUACCCGCAGAUUUUGCACAUGGACCCUGAGGUCUAUGAAGAUCCUAAGGAGUAUAAAUUUGAUCGAUACAUAGAAAAUGGGAAGAAGAAAACCACGUUCUACAAGGCAGGAAGAAAACUGAAGUAUUUCCUAAUGCCCUUUGGCUCUGGGAUUAGCAUGUGUCCAGGGAGGUUCCUUGCAAUGAAUGAGAUGAAGAUGUUUCUUUUCUUACUAUUGGCUAAUUUUGAUGUGGAACUAGCAGAAAACAAAGCUGUCAGACUUGAUAACAGUCGUAUGGGCCUUGGUAUCCUCCUGCCAGACAUUGAUAUUGCCUUUCGUUACAAGCUACGGCCCUCGAGAAAGUUUACUAAGUCAGUACGGCCCUUUACAGCACCUGAGAAGGAGAGUGGAUUCAUCAUCAAUUAAUGUGAAUGCUGAAAUGUGGUUUUUAAAUUAUUAUUAUUAUUAUUAUUAUUAUUAUUAUUAUUAUUUUACUUUACACAUUGUGUGUUCUCCAUUUUCGUGCUGUCACUCAGUACUGCUAUAAGCUAUUGUAAACUUUUAAAGCUGUUACACUACUCGAAAGACCAUAGUAGUCUGUGUGUACCUGUUUGCAAAUUAGACUUUCGUAUCUCUGCCAUUGUGUCCUAUUGUGCUAACACAAAAGCAUGGAAGAGCUGUCCUUUAGUUUAUGCUUUUAAACCAGCUGCAUAUCACUAUUUUUGCCAUUGCUGUUUUUAUUAAUUAUUGGCCUGUGAAUUUCUCUUAUAGAAUUACAAAUUAUAUUUUAUUCCAUCAUUACUGGACUUUCUGACAUUCAAAAGAUUGUGAAGUGCUCUUAAUUGUGCAAACUGACAUUUUGUAUAUAGAUUAACAGUGGUUAAGUUCUACUUUAAUCGUUAAUAUCCAUCUUAAAGGCUUUUAGAUCAAAUAAGUUUAUUGUGUAUUUCUGAAUAAGUAAAUUGAAACUUCAUUAUUUUAGUAAUCCAAUAUCUUGAGUGAAUUUUGUAUUUCAAGGACACAAUAAAAUGAAUAUGUCUAUUUUAA